AUGUCCAGCGUCCGUAUUCUCACCCGAGGUGUUGACCUCGCCGCCGCGAGGGUCGCCCUACACGCUCCCCGCGCUUCUAUCGGCUCCACUCUGCUUCGGCGGGAGCUCUCCUCCGCGGCUAUCGUGCGGCCAACUGCUCUUCGGCCAUUGAGAUCCAAUGCGCCAGUGGCAGCUGCGACUUCGCAGUCCGCGUCUCAGGCCGUGCGGUAUGCGUCUAACUCGACCGAGCCUCUCAGCAAAACCCAGCUGUUUGACUUGCACGUGGAGCGUGGGGCUAAGAUGGUCCCCUUCGCGGGCUUUGAUAUGCCACUCGUAUACUCCGACAUGAGCCAUGUUGAGAGUCAUCUCUGGACGCGCGAGAAAGCCAGUCUUUUCGACGUCAGCCACAUGGUCCAACACCACCUAAGCGGCCCUGGAGCUGCCGAGCUGUUGAAAAAGAUUACUCCUUCAUCUGUCGAUAAGCUCACCCCUAACACCUCCACUCUGUCUUGCUUGCUCGAAGAAGGCACCGGAGGUAUGGUCGACGACUGCGUGAUCACUCGCCGCACCGAAGACACUUUCUACUUCGUGACCAACGCUGGCCGCCGCACCGAGGAUCUGGCCUUCCUUACUGCUGAGAUUGAAGCUUACCGCGCCAAGAAUGGUGCCGACAGCAUCAAGUGGGACAUUCUCUCCGACCGCGCUCUUGUCGCGCUGCAGGGACCCCUCGCCGCCUCCGUUCUUCAACCGCUCAUCAACACCGCCAACACCCCCCAAUCCGAAACCGAUCUGAGCACCCUCUAUUUUGGCAACUGCCGCGAGCUUUACCUUACUCUUCCCGAUGGCAGUGCAACUGCUCACCCUCUUCUCAUUUCCCGCACCGGCUACACCGGUGAAGACGGCUUCGAGAUCUCCAUUCCGACCUCAGGUGCCCCGAACCUGCCCCAGCAAGUCACCGAACUCCUUGUGGCAGACAGCAGCAAAAGCCGUCUUGCUGGCCUUGCCGCCCGUGAUUCUCUGCGUCUCGAGGCUGGCAUGUGUCUCUACGGCCACGACAUCUCCACUUCCCAGACACCCCCAGCCGCCGCGCUCGGCUGGGUCGUUGGCCGUGACCGCCGUGAUGCGGCAAACGCCACUUUCAAUGGAGCUUCCACCAUUCUAUCCCAGAUCGCCAGCCCUAAGACCAUCCCCCAGCGCCGCGUUGGUUUGACCGUCGAGAAGGGCCCACCGGCUCGCGAGGGUGCCACCGUUGUUGAUAUCUCGGACCCUGCCAACAUUGUCGAGGUCGGCGUUGUUACCUCCGGUCUGCCCAGCCCGUCUCUCAAUGGCACCAACAUUGCCAUGGCAUAUGUCAAGCAGGGCCUUCACAAGAAGGGCACUGAACUUGGUGUCAAGGUUCGCAACAAGGUGCGCAAGGCUACUGUUGGCGGUAUGCCUUGGGUCGAGAGCAAGUUCCACCGUCCUUCAUAG
Penicillium brevicompactum is the source of this 1449-nucleotide messenger RNA. RefSeq names its product glycine decarboxylase subunit T. The transcript has 2 exons. Lineage: Eukaryota; Fungi; Ascomycota; Eurotiomycetes; Eurotiales; Aspergillaceae. Gene Ontology annotation, cellular component: mitochondrion. Gene Ontology annotation, molecular function: protein binding; aminomethyltransferase activity. Gene Ontology annotation, biological process: glycine catabolic process. The record is from RefSeq and is a predicted model, not a curated record. Bases 1 to 1449 code for a protein of 482 amino acids.